AUGCUUUUCAAAAAUGUGAAGGUAUUAAUCAUCUUGAAUUUACAAUAUCUACAGAUGGAAAGCAAAUUAAGAGCAAAAGAAUCAAGUAAUACUACAAUUAUGGAAUUUGUUCUUUUGGGGUUCACUGAUAUUCCUCAUCUUCAAAUGUUUCUUUUGGGGAUAUUUUUCUUUGCUUAUGUGAUUAUCUUGAUGGGAAAUGGCAUAAUUAUUCUCAUAACCAGGGUAGACAAGGCUCUCCAGACUCCCAUGUAUUUUUUCCUGGUAAAUUUUUCCUUCUUGGAAAUCUGUUACGUGUCAAUCACUAUUCCUAAAAUGCUCGUGAACCUUUGGACUCAGCAAAGAAAUAUUUCUUUGUCUGAAUGUGCUACACAAAUGUGUUUUUUCCUUAUACUGGGAAGUACGGAGUGUUUACUCCUGGCAGUGAUGGCCUAUGACCGCUAUGUGGCCAUUUGUAACCCUCUGCACUAUCCUCUAGUCAUGAACCGCAGGGUCUGUACCCAGUUGGUGACUGGCUCCUGGAUCACUGCAAUCCCAGUUCAGAUAGGGCAAACAUAUCAGAUUUUCUCUUUGCCAUUUUGUGGAUCUAACCAAAUCAACCACUUCUUCUGUGACAUCCCUCCAUUAUUCAAGCUGGCCUGCGGGGACACCUUUGUGAAUGAGAUGUCGGUCUACAUUGUGGUUGUGUUGUUUCUCACAGUUCCAUUUCUGUUGAUAAUUGGCUCCUACGGAAAAAUCAUGUCCACCAUCCUGAGGUUACCAUCAGCCACAAGUCGAGCCAAAGCCUUCUCCACCUGCUCAUCUCAUCUUACGGUUGUGGCUUUAUUCUUUGGAUCAGGAAUCAUUACAUAUUUUCAACCCAAAUCCAAACACUCUUCUGGAAGAGACAGAGUUCUCUCUCUUUUCUAUACCAUUGUCACCCCAAUGUUUAACCCCAUAAUAUACACUUUGAGAAAUAAAGAUGUCAUGGCAACUUUGAGAAAAUUGCUACCUUAA
Messenger RNA from Trichechus manatus latirostris (Florida manatee), 993 nucleotides. Its product is annotated as olfactory receptor 10AG1-like. Bases 1 to 993 code for a protein of 330 amino acids. Lineage: Eukaryota; Metazoa; Chordata; Mammalia; Sirenia; Trichechidae. The transcript has 3 exons. Gene Ontology annotation, biological process: detection of chemical stimulus involved in sensory perception of smell; G protein-coupled receptor signaling pathway. Gene Ontology annotation, molecular function: G protein-coupled receptor activity; olfactory receptor activity. Gene Ontology annotation, cellular component: plasma membrane. The record is from RefSeq and is a predicted model, not a curated record.